AGCUCCUGACCCGUAUCUGCAUGAUUUUAUGCACUGCAGCCACGCAAUUGGCUGAUUUGAUAAUCGAAUGUAUGAUUGUUGGUGCCAGAUGGGCUGGUUUGAGUAUUUCUGUAACUGCUGAUCUCCUGGGAUUUUCACACACAACAGUCUCUAGAAUUUACUCAUAAUGGUGCCAAAAACAAAAAACGAGUGAGCAGCAGUUCUGUGGAUGGAAAAGCCUUGUUGAUGAGAGAGGUCAACAGAGAAUGGCCAGACUGGUUCGAACUGACAAAGUAUAUGGUAACUCAGAUAACCGCUCCGUACAACGGAGGACCUGUCCCACAUCAUCGACAUCAGAGAAAGCAACCAAUGAAACCAACACGACAGAGGACUGGGGCCUUAUUAUGGAAAUCUGUGACCGGAUCGGGACAACCCCAAAUGGGGCAAAGGAUUGUCUCAGGUCAAUCAUGAAGCGAGUCAACCACAAAGUCCCUCAUGUUGCUAUGCAAGCGUUAACGUUACUAGGUGCCUGCGUCUCAAACAGUGGAAAAAUCUUUCAUCUAGAAAUCUGUUCGCGAGAGUUUGCCAGUGAAGUUCAGGGUGUGUUGAACAAGGCUCACCCAAAGGUUAGUGAGAAACUGAAGGCAUUGAUGGUGGAUUGGGGCGAACACUUCCAGAAAGACCCACAACUUAGCCUUAUCAGUGCCACCAUCAAAUCCUUCAAAGAUGAUGGAAUGACCUUUCCUGCUCCAAACACCCAGAGCUCCACCACAAAGCCCAACGGCACUCCUGCCACUAGCAGACCAGCUGAUGAUGAUGAUCUGGCCAAAGCCAUUCAGCUGUCCUUACAGGAGCAGAAGCAACAGGUGGAGACACAACCCCUCACAAUGAUCGCUGAUCCACCCUACAACACCAAUGAAGUGAAAGAGUCCCGCAAGGUACGCGCCCUCUACGAUUUUGAGGCGGCUGAAGAUAAUGAGCUCACCUUUAAGGCUGGAGAGCUUGUGCUGGUCCUGGAUGACAGUGAUCCAAACUGGUGGAAAGGAGAGAACCAUCGAGGAGUUGGGCUUUUCCCAUCAAACUUUGUCACCACCAACCUCAAUGCUGAACCGGAGCCUGAAAUGUAUGUGGAGAAGACAACAGUUCCUGAGGAACCCAGCGUUGAAGUCAAAGCUGAACCUGAGCCCGUCUAUAUAGAUGAAGAGAAGAUGGACAGAGCUCUGUACCUGCUUCAGAACACAGACCCUGCAGAUGCUUCACCUGAUGGCCCAGAAUUGGUCACAUUAGAAGAUGCUUGUGAAAAGAUGAACCCAAUGAUUGACGAGAAACUGCAAGAGAUUGACAGGAAGCAUUCAGAGUUAUCAGAGUUGAAUGUGAAGUUGUUGGAAGCUCUGGAGCUGUAUAACCAGUUAAUGAAUGAGGCUCCAAUGUACGCGCCAUACUCUAAAAUGCAGUCCCUCCAAGGCACUUACCCAGCAGCCCCUCCACCUCUCAAUAUGCAGGGUUAUCAGCAACCUGGAGCCUACAUGUCCUCUGGUCUUCCACAGGGAUAUAGUCUAAGUGUGGACCAAGCUGGAUCUCUCUCUUCCAUGCCUCCUACAGUCAAUUCAGCAGCCACCAGCCAGCAGCCUCCCUACAUCAGUGGCCAUAUGAAUGCACAGUACAUGAACCAAGCACCUGGAGGCACCGCCACUUAUCCACCACAGAUGGGUGUGGCUAUGGACAUGUCUGCCUAUCAAAACACAAAUCCUGGUCUGCCUCCAAACUCAUAUCAAAUGACAACCCCAGCCCAACCUGUCCCUCAACAGCAACAAGCAGCCUUCUACCAGCAACCCCUUCUGACAGAGAUGUAAUCCACUUGAAAGGAAGCAAGCACUUCUCUCCCAGUUAUUAACCUGAUGAAGUAGUUUUGAGGAAUGUUUUGGAUGCAUCACACUAACCCAUUACAUAAUUUUUGUCAUCUAAUAAUCACCAGCAUAUUCUUUAUAUUUCUGAUUCUGAAACUGAUACAGAUGGUAAAAUGCAAAAAGAGAGAAUUAAUUUGUAAUGGAACCUGGCAUUACAGAGAGGAAAUUAUAAUUCCAUGGAUCACCAUAUCUGCAAUGAAUUUAUGUGCCAAGACUCGGAGCACUUGUAGAAAUUCCUGCAAUCAGAAUGGCAGAACUAUGGGACCGAUUUAGGGGGGCAGCAUUAAACUGCAGUUGAAGCCAUUGCCAUUGGCUAGAGACUCAAGUAAUGUUCUUAAAUUCCUUCACCGGCUUUGCUUUUGAUUUCUAUGAAUCAAAAGUCAUCACAGAUGCAAUUAAUUUAUGGUCCAUCCAUUUGUUUCACUGUAUAAUGAUAUUUGUAAUAUGCAAGUGCCGCUUGUGUGUGCAUUGUUGGGAGUUUGCAGUUGUUCGACUUAAUGUAAGCUACAAUAUCAUUUUGAUCUGGUCUAUGAUUGAUUUCCUCAGCUGGAAAUGAUGAAUUUGUAGUUGUUUACUUCUUAUGUAUGUGGGGAAAAAAGUAGUUUUAUGACAACCUCUAACUAAAAUUGAUAAUCCCUUUAAAAUAUAGACAAAAUUUAACAUUCUUGUAAAGGUGGAAUUAUGUAGUAAAGUAUAGGCGAGAAUUGUCUUUGUUAUUUUCUUAAACUGCUUGAUAAAAGAUGUAGUAAAUUUAGAUGUUAAAUAUCUGGCUUUGUCUGUAUUGCACCUUAACUUUAUAAACAUUUAUUUACCACCAGAUGCCUUGUUCUUUUGAGAGAUGGAAUAAAAGUAGAGACCAAUUCUAAAGACUUAAUUUCAGAAGAUGCUAUAUGUUUGUAAACCUAUAUGUUAUAAGAGAUUUAGAGGGAAAUCUGUACUGUACUGUCAAAUUCCUUUUGUAUUCCUUUUCACAGUGAACUCUUAUAGUCUUCAGAUAAUAAAAACUACCUGUGUUUUAAGGUUGCUUUUCUGUAUUGAAGACUGUCCAACAUAUUCGCAAAGAAUGAUCUCUUUGAAACUGGCAUGAGCGGUGCAUUCGCUAAAACUGAUGUAAUUGUUCUUGUAAAGAUGCAGGUUAUUAUUAAGAUAUUAUUAAAAUCUUGUGCACUGAAAUUGUACACUGGAUCAACUUAUUCUAGUUGUUCAGGGCAUGGUUUGACACAAUUUUUAUUCAGUUACGCAUAGCCUCACAUGUGCAUCCUCUCAGAAUCUGAUAAACAGGCAGCCACUGCUGUGAAUGAUACAGAUUUUAAUUGAGAGGUGUCCUUGGAUGCAGCUAAAUAUGUCCUUUGCUAAUUCUCCAGACUUUAUCCUAAAUUCUUAUUAAAUUGACUAAACAUCAUAGUAUUAUCAUUAGAAUUAUAACUUAAUUAUAUGGGUCACUUUGCAUUAUUGUUCAUUUUACAGUGUAAUUAGAAAGUAUUGAGUGACAGAAAAGAGUUACUACAGAUGCAAGUCAUGGAUUGGAUAGUAUAAAACUAUUUUAACUUCCACUGUCAAACUCUAAACAUCCAAUUGAAUUUCCAGAGGAAUUUAUAAACAUGAUAUUUUUGUUGCUGUUGCUUUGAUAUCACAUUUGCCUAUUACAUUUGCACAGAUUUUGUAAUAAAAGUGGCAUUUAAUAAAGAUCAUAUAGAAACAUAAUAUAUUUCAAAAGUGUUGCCAACUAAUAGGAGAUAUUGUAUUUUUCCUUUGCAUUUUAUGGGUCAAUAUACAGUAAAAAGUGUAAAUAUAGUCUAGUGUAUAUAUUUUUGUAGAUGUUCUGUUCCCUCUUGCCACUUUGUAGUUGGGCUUAUUUAAAGGAAAAUAAAGGUUUUGAUAUUUUCAGUGGGCUUACUUUUGAAAUAUCAUGCAAAUGUGUGCACGUUCAACAAAACUGUGUCUGAUUUGGUAUACUUUAAAAGUUUGAUGGUGAAGUCAAAAAACAGUUUCAUGUUGCAUAUAACUUGUGAUUAAGUUUCAUUU
Messenger RNA from Xyrauchen texanus (razorback sucker), 3911 nucleotides. RefSeq names its product signal transducing adapter molecule 2-like. Gene Ontology annotation, cellular component: endocytic vesicle. Gene Ontology annotation, molecular function: ubiquitin binding; phosphatidylinositol binding. The transcript has 15 exons. Gene Ontology annotation, biological process: signal transduction. Bases 246 to 1832 code for a protein of 528 amino acids. The record is from RefSeq and is a predicted model, not a curated record. NCBI's taxonomy places the organism in Eukaryota, Metazoa, Chordata, Actinopteri, Cypriniformes, Catostomidae.